AUGUCGAGUCCCGACUAUUACAAAAUCCUCGGCGUGUCCCGCGAUGCCACCCAGCAACAGAUUCGCAGCGCUUACAAGCGAGAAUCUCUGAAAUCCCACCCGGACCGAGUGCCGGCCGACUCACCUGAACGCCCUACGCGAACCCGGAAAUUCCAGGAGAUUAAUGAUGCCUACUAUACCCUGUCCGAUCCUGCGCGCCGGCGGGAGUACGACGCCGCUCGGCAGUACGAAGAGACAGAAGCGGAGGUAGACGAAGAAGUGCCUUCUGGCGGCGCGGCGGGAUUCUCAUGGUCCAAUUUCGCAUUUGGAGGAGACCGCAAUGAGCGCGAUUCGAGCCAAUUCGGGUCUGUGUUUGAAGAGAUGCUGCGCGAAGAGGGGCUUGCCGAGGAGGACGAUACCCAGGGCCAAAGACGCACCCGCCCCACCUCUCGGUUUUGGUCGAUGGUCGGGGGUAUCAGUGGUGGUGCGCUGGGAUUCAUCGUGGGCAAUUUCCCCGGAGCUUUAGCUGGUGCUGUGGCAGGGAAUCGUCUGGGUGCUGUCCGCGACGCCAAGGGGAAAAGUGUCUAUGAGGUUUUCUUGGACCUUCCCCAGCCAGAUCGGACACGACUCUUGAGUGAGCUGGCUGCCAAGGUAUUCCAGUCCACGAUGGGACGCUAG
This is a messenger RNA of Penicillium alfredii, 657 nucleotides long. Its product is annotated as putative DnaJ chaperone (Caj1). The transcript is spliced from 4 exons. NCBI's taxonomy places the organism in Eukaryota, Fungi, Ascomycota, Eurotiomycetes, Eurotiales, Aspergillaceae. The coding region runs from base 1 to 657 and encodes 218 amino acids. The record is from RefSeq and is a predicted model, not a curated record.